This is a messenger RNA of Ascochyta rabiei, 3240 nucleotides long. RefSeq lists its product as uncharacterized. The record is from RefSeq and is a predicted model, not a curated record. Gene Ontology annotation, cellular component: membrane. Bases 1 to 3240 code for a protein of 1079 amino acids. Gene Ontology annotation, biological process: intracellular potassium ion homeostasis; sodium ion export across plasma membrane; proton transmembrane transport. Gene Ontology annotation, molecular function: P-type sodium:potassium-exchanging transporter activity; ATP binding; ATP hydrolysis activity. Lineage: Eukaryota; Fungi; Ascomycota; Dothideomycetes; Pleosporales; Didymellaceae. The transcript has 7 exons.
AUGAGCGAAGAGGAAAAACCCGUCCAGCGGAUUCGCUUCGAUGAUGUAGAUGAGGAGGCAGGCCAAGGAGCGCAUGAUCGCGCGUUGCAGCGUCGUCGGCGCCUUUCGCGCCAGUCAAGUGUUGGCAGUCUCUCGAUCCACAGCGCUGGUGGUGGUACAAGGACUGUAGAGCCCGGUACUGCAUUGCCCAUCACCUAUCGUACACUUUCAAUCGAAGUCGACGAGGAGAACCAGAAGAAGCAGUCUGAGGUCAAGCGUGCGAAAGAGAAGGGCACCGUUGAUCUAGCUGUUCUUGAGUGGCAUACUCUCGAAGUCGAAGAACUAUGCAGACGUCUAUCUGUCGAUACAAACCAAGGUCUCUCCGAAGAUCAAGUCAAACGACGCGUCGGCGAGUAUGGCAGGAAUAAGAUGACACCCCCUCCAUCAGGUCUCGUUAGCAAGAUCAUAGGCUACUUCUUCGGCGGCUUUGGUAGCAUUCUGCUAGGCGCUGGCAUUCUUGUCUUCAUUGCCUGGAGGCCUCUUGGAGAUCCACCGGCCAAAGCCAACUUGGCACUUGCUUGUGUCUUGAUUGCUGUUUGGCUCAUCCAGGCUGCUUUCAACGCCUGGCAGGAUUGGUCUACGAGCCGAGUGAUGGCUUCCAUUGGCACCAUGCUCCCUGACCAAUGCAUCGUCAUCCGCAACGGGUCACAAGCCAGCGUAUCUGCCUUGGACCUAGUCCCUGGAGACAUCAUUGUCAUCAAGCAAGGCAACAAGCUACCAGCAGAUGUUCGGUUUGUCGAAGUAUCCAGCGAUGCCAUGUUUGAUCGAUCCAUCCUUACCGGUGAAUCGGAACCCGUUCACGCAACUGUCGAAUCUACCGAGGAAAACUAUCUCGAGACGAACAACAUCGGCAUGCAGGGCACCCACUGUAUUUCCGGUAGCUGCCUGGGUGUGUGCGUCGCGACCGGAGACAGCACCGUUUUCGGACGCAUCGCGAAACUCACAUCGGACCCCAAAACCGGCAUGACACCCCUCCAGAAGGAGAUCUUCCGCUUCGUGCUCAUCAUCUCUGUGUUUAUCACAUGUGUGGUCGUUCUCAUCGUCGUCCUCUGGGCGGCAUGGCUGCGGAAGGACCAUCCAGACUGGAUCAGUGUUCCUCUCUUGAUUGUCAGUUGCGUAUCAUGUGCUGUUGCUUUCAUCCCCGAGGGUUUGCCUAUCGCACUCACGACGAGCUUGACUAUUGUUGCCAACAUCAUGAGGAAGAACAAGAUCCUCUGCAAAUCCCUGAAGACUGUAGAAACUCUUGGUUCGGUCUCAGUGAUUUGCUCUGACAAGACAGGCACAUUGACCAAGAACAGUAUGGUCGUUACCGACAUCUAUGCUGGAGGCGAAGAAUACACACCCGAAGCCGCCCGUGACCUCAUGGCCGUCCUGCGAUCGGAGAACAACAUUGCCGCUCUGUCGAAGAAGAGGGAAGAUGUUAUAGACCGAAUGCGUGUGCUUGCUGGCCUUUGCAAUUCUGGCGAGUUUGACGCUGCCACCAUGCAUCUUCCUAUCGCAGAACGCAAGGUCAAUGGCGACGCAACAGAUCAGGCUUUGCUUCGUCUGUCAGAAGCCCUCGGUUCAGUGGCUGCGCUUCGUCAAGAUUACAAGAAGGUCUUUGAGAUUGCUUUCAACAGCAAAAAUAAGUUCAUGGUCAGACUCAUGAGCCUAGCUAACCAAAACGCAACUAGUAACAACACGACAUUGAUGAUCAAGGGCGCACCAGACAUCCUUCUUGACCGCUGCGACACCCUUCUCGACGACAAAGGCGAAGCCGUGCCUCUUACUCCUGCCCAAUUGUCGCGUAUCGAGCGAAUUAAGGAUGACUGGUCUCGUCAAGGCAAGCGCGUCAUUUUACUCGCCCAAAAGCCGACUGUCGUACCUUUCUCCGCCAACCAUGAGAAGGAGGUCCUUGUGUCCGCCCGUCAAGGCCUCACCUUUGUUGGUAUGGUUGGCAUUGUCGACCCACCUCGUGAUGAAAUUCCUGAUGUCGUUCGCAUCCUCCGCGGUGCUUCCAUCCGCAUUUUCAUGGUCACUGGCGACUUCAAGCUCACUGCGCAGGCCAUUGCCGAAGAAUGCGGCAUCAUUUCUAACUCUGCACUCGUCGACGACAUCAGCGCUCUUGGCCGUGACGGCAAGAUUGGCACCACAAAACAGGCGAUUGUUUUGAGUGGCCCCGAACUCAUCACCCUGAACGAAGCACAGUGGGACCAACUCUGCCAAUACCAGGAAAUCGUCUUCGCUCGCACCACGCCAGAGCAGAAGCUCCGCAUCGUCAAAGAGUUCCAGUCUCGUGAAAACAUUGUGGGCAUGACUGGAGACGGUGUCAACGAUGCACCGUCUCUUAAGGCUGCUGACAUUGGUAUCGCAAUGGGCAGCGGUUCGGACAUCGCUAUCGAAGCCGCUGAUAUGGUCCUCCUGGAUUCCUUCGCCGCUAUCGUUGAGGCCGUCCAAUACGGUCGCCUCGUCUACGACAAUCUGAAAAAGACCAUUGUGUAUUUGCUUCCGGCUGGAAGUUUCAGCGAGCUCUGGCCCGUUAUUACAAAUGUUGUUUUCGGUAUUCCCCAGAUCUUGUCCUCCUUUUUGAUGAUCAUCAUCUGCUGUCUUACCGACUGCGCCGCUGCCAUAACCCUCGCCUACGAGAAGCCAGAAGCUGACCUUAUGCUGCGCCCGCCCCGCAACCCACGCAAGGACCGCCUCGUCAACACGCGCCUCAUCUUCCAUGCCUACUUCUUCGUCGGUCUAAUUCAAUGCUUUCUCUCCUUCACCAUGGCAUUCUGGUACCUCGAGACACAAGGCAUCCCAUUCACCGCUAUGUGGUUGAAGUUUGGCGAAUAUGAUCCGCGGUACAAUAAGGACUACAUCAAUGAGAAGGUCAACGUCGCGAGUAGCAUCUACUUCGUUACGCUCGUGGUCAUGCAAUUGUUCAACCUUCUCGCAACGCGCACACGCAGGCUGAGCAUUUUCCAGCAGCCGCCAAUCUUCAACAAGGACACGCAGAAUUGGCUACUGUUUCCCAGUAUGGUGUUUGCGGUUGUUGUCGUGUUCAUCUUCUGUUACAUUCCCAGUCUGCAGAAUACUAUAGAUACCAGGCAGGUGCCAGUCGAGCAUUGGUUCCUGCCGGCUGCCUUUGGAUUUGGGCUGCUGAUGCUGGAUGAAGCGAGGAAGUAUUGUGUUAGGAGAUGGCCACAGGGGUUGCUUGCAAAGAUCGCCUGGUAG